Messenger RNA from Cynoglossus semilaevis (tongue sole), 1572 nucleotides. RefSeq names its product F-box protein 36b (gene fbxo36b). The transcript is spliced from 4 exons. Gene Ontology annotation, molecular function: protein binding. The record is from RefSeq and is a predicted model, not a curated record. The coding region runs from base 11 to 838 and encodes 275 amino acids. NCBI's taxonomy places the organism in Eukaryota, Metazoa, Chordata, Actinopteri, Pleuronectiformes, Cynoglossidae.
UCAAACUAACAUGGCCUCUCUGUUAACAGACCCGCUGUUUGAAAUUUCGGGAGUUGGCCGUCCUCCCAACAAGAACUUUUAUUAUUUUAGUGUCACCAAGAAAGGGGUAAUAUGGAGAUGGUGGAAGAUUUCUUUGAGAGCUGUGGACAGGUACUCCAGGCCUGGGGAGGUGAAGGAGUCUCACCAAGACUUCCUAGACGACUCCUGGAUGCAGAGUGAGGUCAGUGUUGUGUUUGGACAUCGGAUCUUGCUGUAUACCAAGGCUCUGUGCCAUGGUCACUAUGAUUAUCUGGAUCAUCUGUCUGACUCCUUAUUGCUGCGGAUAAUUAAUUACCUUGAGCUGGAGGAUGUGGAGCAGCUUGGACAAACAUCACAUCGGUUUAGACAGUUAUGUGGGUCGGAGCAGUUUUGGGAACAGGCAGUGCGAAAGUGCUGCAACACAGUUUCAGAUGAAGUGGCCUCCCUGGCUCUGGAGGUGGGCUGGCGCCGCAUCUUUUUUACCAGCAAGCUGCAGCUGCAGAAGCUGAUCAGCCGCAGGAGGCUAAAGACCGAGGAGCAAAGAGGAGCGCAGCAGGUCUGUGACCUAGAAAAUAAUGAAGACAGCUGUCAGGAAGAAAGUGUGGAAAAAAAAGAAGUCCCUAUGUCGGAGAAGGAAUUUCAUCACAGCGUUACCCCUGCGCUCAGCUCUGGCUCUGACACCAGCUCCUACAUUGAUCCUGGCAGUGUCCCUGACUCCGACACCUUCUCUGAUUCCUCUGAAUCUGUGCCUGAACACUUCCUGGAAGACAUGCAGCGCCUUCUGGUGCAAACACCAGCACAGAUGACGGCACAUGAGUAACAGCAGAGGACACAGAGUCGUGACUGCCACAGUCAGGUUUUUUGUUUUAGAAAGUUCAGUGGAACCCAGUCUUCAUGUAGCUCAUUACUAGUUGAAUAUUCCUCAGUCAUUUACCCUUUUUCUCAAAAGUAAAUUCUUACUGCUUUUUAGGGAAAUGUAAUAAAAGGUCAGCAAGGUUCAAAAGAUUCAAUUAAUGAAUCUUUGAACACAGAUCGUAUCUAAUGAACCCCUGAAAUAAUAAUAAUGACAUUAUAAACACAACAUUGCUGGCACUACAAUCAAGUAUUUAUUGAAAACAAAUCAUAUUUUUAACUUCCUCUCAUGAUAUGUAAAAUAUGAAUUUCCUCCAAAAAAGCUAUGAACGAACUUUAUACAUGUACUGCACACUGAGAUAUGACGUUGACAUCAUAAAAUACUUUUCAAUUUCCAGUGUAUAAUAAUCUUUUGUGUUGUUGUUUUGUUCAAAGCAGGUGAAGGUGGUUUCCAGUUGAGUUAGAAUCUGUCUUCAUUUCUCCCAAGAUAUUCAGAAAACACUGCAGAUGGGAAAUAAAGCCACACCAUUUUAGAAGUGUUGAAACAGCACUUAGAGACAAGUGGGAAAAAAACCAAAACACCACUGUGUGGUCAAUUUGAGUAGUAGUAAUAACAACACAGUAAAUCACUUUAAAAAACUACAGUCAGGGCUAAUUGUCUCAGUAAAUUAUGGCCUUCUCUGAAUCAACAGCUGGAUUUUA